AUGACAUGCAUUGUAACACUAGUAAAUGUAAGGAGCUAAUUAUGCGUAAGAGAGACAAUUCAACUGUCUACCCAAUGUCUCACAAUAUCAAACAAUAUAAUAACAUUUCUUUAUUAGGCGUCACAAUUCAAGGUAAUUGUAAGUUUGGCUUGCAUGUCAAGGCCAAGCUCCAUGAAGCCAACAAGUGUUUAUUUGUCAUGAGAAGCCUACGUAAAGAAGGAUAUACACAAGAUGAAAUAGACCACCUCUUUAAUUCAAUUGUGAUCCCUAAGAACGGCUUGGAAACUAAAAUUUGAUAGCAUUUUGUUUUGAAUGAGGGUAUGGGCAUGAUUUUCAGUUGAACAUGCCUAGAGAGCGUAAAAAUUGCAUUCAGUCUGAGGAUUAAUGAGAGAGGGAAAAUUUUAUAUAUUUAGGCAUGACAAAAUUCAAGGGAACAUUGGUACUUAGAAAUUACAUGUCAUAGGCAUAGAAAAAAUGUGUUCAUGCCCUCGCAGCCCAAAAUUGACUUAGCUAAACUUAGGUCCCAGAUCUCUCGCCGGGUUGAUAAUUCAUUCCCAGUUUUUGCUCGUCUGGUUUGGCAUGCCGGGCAUGAAAUUGGCAUGCCCAGCGUGACUGAUUUUCAUGUUCGCUCCAGCAUCAUAUCCUGAGAAUCACAUAAUCGCCAAAUAUAUGCUAGGGAGCUUGAAGCUACAGGUUUCAUGCCUGGCAAUAAAUGCAGAUUAUAACCAAAAAAAGUUAUGUUUGUCACAAUGUAUGUCACGGGAUCGACUGGCAAAACUGAAGACAGAAGCCUGGAUUUAUAAAUAAAAAGCACAACAAAACAACAUUAUUCAUGCAUAAAAUAGAAUACUUCACUUGCAAUUACAGAUCAAUUAAUCCUUUUAUUUCAAAGCGAUACUGAUAUUUCUGGGUCCAGAUUUAAAUUUGAUCGCGGAAAAGCGUUUUAAACAAUAAGAUAACAAAUCUUCUCCGUCAGUAUAUGUCUCUCGGUCAACAGCGUUAAAAGACUGGUGAAAAUUAAGCUUACCAGGACGUUCAAGUCAGUACGAGAGCACGACGUUAAUACUGCAAAGACGUUCUGAUUUGGUGAGUUUGGACUGCCUUCUCAGAGAGAUUUUGCUUAGGUUUUCAGUGCGCUUCUUGUCGGCUAUGCGAAUUUUGCAAACUGUUUUACUCCUUGCUGACGAUAGUCCUUUCAGCAACGUCAUCUGCUCCAUCCGAAGAUACCCCGAGCUCGCACGAAAUCGGCCGAAUUUCCGCAGAAGUGUUUUCGGAUGACGAUGAAUUUAGUUUGUUGUAGCGUGGCAGUUGUGGCGUCACGAUGUCGUCAUGUCUCUUCGCACUUGUUUGUCUUUUUUUUUUUCCUGCGGUGCAUGGUUAAGAUGUUGGUGAAUGCUGGACAAGAAAUGGAUUCUGCGAGAGACUGUAAGUACAAAUUUAGUAUUAAUUUGGUAAAGAAAAAGCCUGAAUAUCGAAAAAAUCCCGUGAAUUAUCCUUUUCGCAUUCAGUUUAUCUUGCUGUUCAGCAUGCCUAAGAACUCUCAGGCAUAAGUGGUUUUCAACUCGUUCACUUCGGAUUGUUUCUGUUUCUACGUCUUGUAAUCUUCUUCUGCUGUUAAGAAGACUAGAGGAAACUUCAAAAAUAUAGAAACCAAUCACUUUUGGAGACAAAAUAAAAUAUCCGUAAAUCAAAUGCCAAAAUCAGAUUUGGAUUUCGCUUUAAAAAAAUGAACAUGCUGCAGGUGUCAAUGCAAAGUUGUAAACAACUCAAUAAGCAGUCUGUGAAUGUGCGUUUAGGUCCACAAAACUAAUUUUUCUUUUGGAUGUCUUAUGCAAGCAACCACUUAUGCCUUACAUUGCUUGUCUACGAGUGUACUACAAAAUGCUUUACUACAGUAAGCCUUUGAGAGGCGAUUCUGGUAAAUUUAUACGACGCUAAAAUGCAAAAAAUUCUAAGCUCAAAUAACCUGGCUGGGUCCGAUUUCUGAAUUACAAAAUGUUCACGUUUGUGGGCACUUCUUUAAAUAAACAUAGUUUUUGAAAUGACUUUGUACUAUUUUAACCCGAAAAUUAUGAUUGGGUUAUAAAGCUUUUAAAACGGACGAAAACUAAGCUAAUAAACAUGUUCAACGUAAAAAACUAAGAUUUAGUCGCUUUUUCAACUUGGCUACCUUUACGCAAAAACAAAAGCAAGCAAUGAGGCUUUUAUUCGACAUAUUUUCUGAGAAUUUUAUCUGAUCAAUUUAAUGUCUCUAGCAUUAUUUUCGUAUAGGAAUUUUCCUAAUUAUUUGAGCUUUUAAUUUAAUAAUUUUGAUACUUUAUAAACUUCUCAUUUGAUAGCUUCACUUUUUUUAUACACCGAUUAAGAAACAAAUUCGCUCUCGUUAAAUCCUAUUUUAUGACCUAUUUAUUAGAACUCUAGGUAACAUGCAAAUGAUGUAACAGGGCAGGCUUUAACCUUUGGUCCUAAUGUAUUUUUUCUUCACAACCCCCAGUAAUCAGUUGACGGGCCAUGAGAGAAUAUCGCCACAAAGAUGCGAAAAAGUUUUCGAUGAGUUUCCUUUAAAUAUUCCUGCUUUAUAUGGGUCUACACCUUCCCUGCUUAAAAAUGAAACUGUUGUUUGAGUGUCAGUCAAACUCGGGAUAACCUUGACUUGCAAACCCAAAUGCAAAGGUUUAUUUCGCAGUAGAAGAGCGUGUAAACAUCAUCGAACAGCGCAAUUGUAAAUUGGCUAAUGUGAAACCACGUUUCUUUCACUUUAUUUGCCAUGUAUUUAUCUCAAUUGCACACCUUGUGAAAUUAGCCUCAGAUAAUUAGUUGCGACCUUUAACAGACUCAUCAAGCCAGUAUGAAAAUAUCUUAAGAGAAGCUGAGCUCUACACGUUCUAUUUCAUUUUUUCAUAUUGCCCUUGCAUGUGUUAACAUUCCAUUUCUUUUUUGUUACAGGUAACUUCCAGACAUGACGAGGAGAUAAUUACUUUUCUACAGAGCAAUUCUUUGAUACUGUCAGUUAUUACUGACUUAUUUUGAGUUAAAAACAAAGAACACAGACUCUGGUAAUGACACAUAAACAAUAAUCCCUGGCAAGCCUACAAAACAAGAAAGAGGAACUCAGACUCCUUAUCAAAAUAUGAAACGAGACAAAAACAGCUUUUCUAACGUACGGAAAAUUGCGUUAGAGAGAUUUGUAAUUGCAACGUUAUAUUCAAGCACAUUGCAUUGUCGAACAUCAUAAUUUACUGAAUAAUGGACAGUGAUUUUGGAGCUUAGCUCAGUUUGUAAUGUAAUGAAUGUUGAAAGAUAUUCUAUAACCUUGUAUUUUUAAAAGCUUUCAUGGAACAUAGAUGCAUUUUAUUAUGCAAAGAAAAUAGUCUCUGUCUCUAUUUUAAAUGAUUUCAGUCAAUUCCAUUUUAUUCGCAAUGUGAAAUGGGAAUCCUAUUAAAGACUCAUUAAAAGGGGUGAGGCCGUUUCUACAAUCCCCCAAAAGGUCAUCUCCACGAUGACGCUGUUUUAUUACUACGGCAGAAUCCCUCAGGGUUUUACUUUCUUGUGAAAAUUAGAGCUUUUGUUAUUUAAACUUCGCUGGGACAACCAAAUCUAUAAAAAUGAGAGGAAUAGCAAUGACGUCAUCGUGUAAAUGACCUAUAAACCGUACAUCAAACGAUAAGUACUGUGAUCUGUUUAGUUUUUUUUUUUAGCCAGGCUUAAAAUAUCUGUAGAUUCAAGGAAUUAUAACCUGUGCGUUGAGAGCAUGCCAGAGACCGAUUUUGGCAUGCCCGGCAUGACCCAGAUUAUGGCUUGCCCGGCACGCCGGAGAUUUUUCUGGGUAUGAAUUACUUAUUACUAGAACCUAGGCUUCUCGCGGCCUGGGUGAGAAGGUCACGGAACCUCAAAUUAUGCUUACAGAGCAUGCGAAAUUCUGUUGCAUGCCAAUUUCAAUGCAAAACCACUCUGGGGCCACCCCCUCUAUUACCAGUGAGCAAAUCAUUGACGAUAGGCAUGGCAAAAAUCCUUGCAUGCUAACCAACAUUGACAACGUGGCAGAAAUGUCCUCAAUUGCUGAGUCAUGCCCUAGGAGAGGCUUUAAAAUACAGAAUUUCCUGACAUGAAUGAGGGAAUUUUCCGUAAACAGCAUGUGAUCAUGCCGGCUAGGACGUAUUGCCUCCGUAAUGCCCCUUUUUACAGCUAGCUAGGCUCAUUUUUAGGUUCCAUGGCCUGAAAUGACGAAAAAUUCAUGCCCUAAAUGUAAAAAGUCCAAAAACGUCCUCGAAAUUUUAGUUUCCAAGCCGUUCUAAGUUAUUAUACGGUCUUUCAGUUUAUGCAGCAAGUGUUUCCGAACUUACUGUUAUACAAAGGUUUUUAAAAAGAUGCUAUAAGUAUAGGUAAUCAAAUGAUUUCGAGUGCAAUUUGGAAUAAAUAAGCACGAGUAAAUUUUUCAAAGACUAACAAAAGUACACGAGCCCGUAGGGCGAGUGCACUUUGUGGUCUUUGAAAAAUUUACAAGUGCUUAUUUAAUCCAAAUUGCACGAGAAAAAUCAUGUGAUUACUUAUUAAUAAUAUACACGAAAAACAUAACUACGACAACAAAUUUUGACAGCGCGCGCGUUUUUAGUUCAUUCAACGGAUUGGCUGAAACAGACUACUACCUUUGUCAAAUUCAAACUUUUUCAAGACCAACGCUUUCAAAAUCAUUCAGCUAAGAACUUGGAAAUGUGCAAGGAUUUUUUUAUAUGAUCACCAGCCUGUUAAAGAUAACUUGGUUUACAACAAUCAGCAAGUAAGUGUUUUUAAAUUCAUCCUCGAUUAUGAGAGCUCGGCGUUUACAAGAAGCGUUUUCAAGAAGUAUACUGCCGUUUUUAAAUCAGGAGAACGCUUCGAGCAGCCAAAGAUGAAAGACACUUGCUAAGGAUUUUUAACGACUGUUUAUCAUUGUCUGUUCCUGAGACCCCAUCAUAGCUGGAUUCAUGGACAAAUUUUUGAGAUUUAAAACCCGAAAAUGAAGGAGGCAAUUUGUUUUCUUUCGACGCUACCAUCGAUGGGUGAGUGGAGCCACAGUUGUUGUGAUGUCGGAAACUGUCAGUAUUAAUAUAAUAUUUGCUUUUUCUCAGGCUGGAGUUUUCAUUAUUUUAUUUGGGCUAAUGCAAGAUUCAUCGUAGCUCUUCUUCGUCGGCUUCAUCGUAGUCGUUAAGGAAAUUUAUACCUCUGUGGCCUGUGACACUAAGGAUAUGUUCUGAACUUACAGUCUUUGCUUUCUUCACCUGACUGCAUGUUGUUUUUCUUGCACAAUGAUUCGUAAACUUUUUUCUCACUUUCUUUACGGCUAGUACCAGCUACGGAUACUUUUCAUUGUGUGAGUUGUGGUAUUUUCACCCAUUGGUUUCAGAAGUUUAAAUUUUCAGUUUCGUUUGCUACUAAGGUAGAAAAAAAAAAGACCAUCACAUGGAUGUUUUAAUAGAGGUCUUCGCUCCACAAAAGACUCAAAGAGAGCAACAAAUAACGUACAUGACUUGAAAUCCCUGUUGUUAUCAUUGAAUAAUCCUUGUUCAUUUAAAUGCCUGAAGACUGUAGCUGUCAUGGUUUGCGUGUGGUUGCAACCGUUUUUGUUCUUUAUUUUUUUACUUUAGCGUAGUCUGUUAUUGGUAGCUUUUUUUUUAGAUUCUCUGGCUCAUUUUCCUCGAUUUUGUCGACAGUAUUUUUCUCUUAGCAACGCAUUUUCAAUAUAUUUAGCGAGAAAGACGUACUUUUUACCGUGUUCGGGUUUUUUUGGAAUAUUUUUUUUAACUUUUCUAUUGUUGUUUUGCUUACAAAAUUUAAUCCCGUCGUCGUCUGCUGAAAACCAUGGCCAUUUUCUUGAAUCUGUGUUGUUAAAACAGCUCUAAUCUGAUUGGUUCUUGUUGGUUUCUUUUGUGUUUUCGGCCAAUCAGAAAGCAUUUGUAAUUUGCACUCGUGUUACAAGUUUGCACUCGUGUUACACAUUUUGCACUCGUGUUACAGAAGAGCUGCACUCCUUUCUCAGCCAAUCAGAAUUGAGUAAUUUUUUCGUGUAUAUUAUUAGAGGCGUUAUACGUCGGUCAAUUACAACAUAUAUGAACUUUUGGAGAAAAGCGACAGACGCCUUUUUUAUAACCUCAAACGCGAUGACCAUCCAUUAAAAAGCUUGCUCCCAAGGUACAAAGACUGUAUUGCAAACCUUCGAAGGAAAUCCAUUGUGAGGCCCAGUAUUAACACUGAACGUUUCAAAGAUAGCUUUUUUAAUAGAUUAAUUUUUAAAUAUAAUCUAGCUGUGUAA
Porites lobata is the source of this 6289-nucleotide messenger RNA. NCBI's taxonomy places the organism in Eukaryota, Metazoa, Cnidaria, Anthozoa, Scleractinia, Poritidae. The record is from the annotation of a GenBank genome assembly.